Molecule: messenger RNA, 660 nt
Organism: Harpegnathos saltator (Jerdon's jumping ant)
Lineage: Eukaryota; Metazoa; Arthropoda; Insecta; Hymenoptera; Formicidae
Product: Follicle cell protein 3C
Exons: 3
Coding region: 36-515 (159 amino acids)
Source: RefSeq, a predicted model, not a curated record
UACAUUAAUGAAUCAAUCACGAAGAAAUAGUUAAUAUGAUCCGGAUUAAACGGUGCUUUAAUUUUCAGGCCAAAAUGUAUCUGACGUUAGUGAUGGCAGCCCUAUGCAUAUCACAUUCCUACGCAGAAGGAAACAAUACUCUUCCAAAUACAGUUAAGUCACCAACGAACUCAAGCGAACCGAUCGGCUGUGUUUGUGCUGUAUUCUUAAGUGGACAGUUCAAAAAAGGCAGCAAAGAGCAGCCUAAGGGCAAUCCCGCACUUCUCCAUGAGCAUCCUGAUUCACUUCCGUGCAAUGCUAUGGGGAACAAGCUCUGCACUAAUAAGUGUCUCGAUGCUAUAGUGAAACACCUGCCGAACAGUGCUGCGAUUCUUUGCGCUUCCAUCGACCGUGACUGUCAUAAAGAAAGAGCUUAUCUCUUCAUCAAGAAUUGCAAGGACGAAUGGACGAACACGAAUCUUUCUGCGGGCCGAGAAUACUGCUGCAAGGAUGGCCUGUCGUACAAAUGCCACUGAAAUUGAUAUUGAAAUUCACGACACAUUUUUGCACGACUCUAAUUUAUAUGUUAUAGAAGAUUCAACUGACGUUUAAUAAUAUAAUAAAUAUACAUCGACCCGACGUCCGUGAGUACUUUGAAUGUCCCUCCACUCGCUCUAAAUA